Funneliformis geosporum is the source of this 525-nucleotide messenger RNA. Lineage: Eukaryota; Fungi; Glomeromycota; Glomeromycetes; Glomerales; Glomeraceae. The record is from the annotation of a GenBank genome assembly.
AUGGAGUCAUAUAUGAAAAAUACUUUACCAAAAGCAACUACCUUACCACCACGAGUGGAAAAUGUUCAAAUUGAAUCGAAAAUUAUAAUGCCAAAGCUUGCUUCUAUCAUUGUUAACUGGAUGAAUAAGAAAGAAGCAGAUGCUACUCGUAGAAAGCAAGAUUCAUUAUACAAGUUUAACCUCAUUUAUCGUGGUAGCCGUGAUGGUAUUGAUAGUGAUUCAUUUAGAAGCAGAUAUAACUUACAAGCGCCAACCUUGGUUUUAGUCAAGUGUCAAGGUUCGCAAAAAAUAUUUGGUGGCUAUUCUCCAAUCGAGUUUUAUAAUUAUAAUUAUGGUGAUCGAUAUGUUCAUUCUACUGAUAGUUUUAUCUUUUCAUUUGAAAAUAAUGAGGAUACACAGAAUAUGAAAUUAAGUCGUAAAUUAUACGUAGCCAAUAAAGAGGGUUAUUAUGAAGAUAAUUUAAAGGAUGAUAGUACUUAUACAAUUGAGGAAUUCGAAGCCUUUAGAAUAAUUAAGCAAUAUUAA